AGCAGUACGCCUUUGAUGCGUCUAGCUGCCGCAAAUCUUAGAAGAAGAAGAAGAAACACCAACAUUACGCACAAUGCGCAGCCUCUGGUUGUGAACUGCAGAGAUUUAACUCCUUGAAGAAAUUUGAGAAACUUUCACAGCUUCAUUUGUUUAAAGAGCUUAAUUGACACCUUCAGUGAAGCCGUUCAUGAGAGUUUAAAUGCUGGGGAAUAUUCCCAUCUUCCCACAGCUGAAGAAGCAGCAAGCAGGAGGAAUUACUCCAGGAGAAACUACUGACAUACUAUUGGAAAGAUGGAGUUUGAGGAAGAACCCUGCAGAAUAAAAGAUGAAGAUACAGAGGAACAAACAGACUCAAUGGAAGCAAAUGAAGACAAACAGCAUCAGUUUCAAAAACCUCAUCAUUUCAUAAACAAAGAUGAAAACACCACCGUUUUACAGACUGAAAAGAAUUUCACACAAGAACAAACCGGAAUAACUGAAGCCAAAGGAUCUUUCAGCUGCUCUCAGUGUGGAAAGAGUUUCACGCACAAAUGUUACUUGACUAUGCACAUGAAAAUUCACACUGAAGAAAAACCAAUCAUAUGCUCUCAGUGUGGAAUGAGUUUUGUUGAUAAAGGAUGCCUAAUUGAGCACAUGAGAGUUCACACUGGAGAAAAACCCUUCACAUGCACUCAGUGUGGAAAGAGUUACAAACAUAAAUCAAAACUCAAAGUUCACAUGAGAGUUCACACUGGAGAGAAGCCUUAUACAUGCACUCAGUGUGGAAAGAGUUUUGUUGAUAAAGGAGGCCUAAACAUACACAUGAGAGUUCACACUGGAGAAAAGCCCUUCACGUGCACUCAGUGUGGAAAGAGUUACAAACAUAAAUCAAAACUACAAAUGCACAUGAGAGUUCACACUGGACAGACGCUUUAUACAUGCACUCAGUGUGGAAAGAGUUUUGUUGAUAAAGGAUACCUAAAUGUGCACAUGAGAGUUCACACUGGAGAAAAACCCUUCACAUGCACUAAGUGCGGAAAGAGUUAUGUAUCCAAAAUGUUUCUGAGAAAACAUCAGCUCUCUCACACUGGAGUAAAAUCAUUCAGCUGUGAUCAGUCUGAUAAAACAUUUGCUUCUGCAUGGAGCUUAAGACAACAUCUUAAUAUUCAUGCUGGUGUGAAGCCUCACGUUUGCUCUUAUUGUGGAAAGAGUUUUACACUACUAACUACUUUACAAGUGCACGAGAGUAUUCAUAGUGGAGUGAGAUCUCAUAUGUGCUUUGACUGUGGAAAGAGCUUUCUUACAUCUAACAGUUUAAAAAAACACCAGAGGAUUCACACUGGAGAGAAACCGUACAAGUUCUCACACUGUGGAAAGAGUUUCACUCGCUUAGAAGGCUUGAAAAUUCACAAGAGAGUUCAUACUGGAGAGAGGCCCUACCAGUGCUCUUCAUGUGGGAAGACUUUUGCCACAUCAUGUAAUUUACGGACUCAUAAGACAAAGCAUUGCCCAAAGUUGUCUAAGUGAGCAAAGUUCAUGUUCAUAUCCAUCACUUACAAGCAGUGGCAGCUGGUUUAGCCAGGGAAGAUAUAUUUAAAUAUAUAUUGCAAAAUAAUUACGAAAUUGCAUUAUUUAGUCAUACUAUUCGACUGGUAGUCAUGUUAGCACCUAUUAAAAAUCAAAACUGUAUUUUUGUGUGUGCGGGGCGCCAAACAAAUUGAUGUCUGUUAGGUCUGUAAACUUUUGAAACGCAUGUGUCUUGAGGCUGAGCUCUAAUUGGCUUGUUCCAGAUUGUCCUCAGAUCCUCCCACUUUUGAUCUUAGCCAGUCAUUGUUGUUGGUUUUAUGUAUUUUGGCCUCAUGUGAUUGGACCGUUCGAUUUUCAAAUAUGCGCAGUAUCUCUUCUGAGAUGAAAGCAAAUUUGAUUUUAUCUUUACAAAAAAUCCUUUCACAAGGCAUUCAAAUGAAGAAGAAAAAAAGAAGCUUGGAUGGAGUUGGCUAGCUGGAUGCGAUGCAAGUCAUGCCUUUUGUUUUCUCUGUUUGUUAUUUCAAAGUCUUGUCACCGAAUGUUGUGGGCAACGACACAGAAGCAAACUGAAACAAUGUAGUUUAACUCGAGGCGAUCAUCGGGGUCCAAGCACAACGGCUUGUGUAGAUGAUGCAGUUAUACAAUGGACAUGUCUCUUUUCAAGU
Molecule: messenger RNA, 2171 nt
Organism: Cyprinus carpio (common carp)
Lineage: Eukaryota; Metazoa; Chordata; Actinopteri; Cypriniformes; Cyprinidae
Biological process (GO): regulation of transcription by RNA polymerase II
Cellular component (GO): nucleus
Molecular function (GO): DNA-binding transcription factor activity, RNA polymerase II-specific; RNA polymerase II transcription regulatory region sequence-specific DNA binding
Source: RefSeq, a predicted model, not a curated record